Stylonychia lemnae is the source of this 1590-nucleotide messenger RNA. The record is from the annotation of a GenBank genome assembly. Lineage: Eukaryota; Ciliophora; Spirotrichea; Sporadotrichida; Oxytrichidae.
AUGAUUAAAUUAAUCUUGCUGCUCGUUUUAGCCUAUUUCAUCUACGAGAAGAUCUUCAAGUUCUACUAUAGAUAUUGGUUUUACAGAAGACAAGGUAUUCCUGCAUGUGGUAUACCCUGGCCUAUACUGGGAACACUCUGGCCAGUUAAAAGAGUAUUAGAUAAUCUAGGACCCUACAGUAAAACUAUAUUAGAGGAGUAUUGGCACAACUACUUUGGAGAAGAACUACCCCCAAUCUUUAGUGAUCACAGAAUGCCUUGUGCUUCCAUAAUAUUUUGUGACCCUACCUAUGUGAAUGAGAUAUACACGACUAAAACUAAGUACAUGGACAAGCAUCCCAAGUUUUACAGAAUAUCUUAUGAGUAAUUCAAGGACUCUACUUUCUUACAAAGAUCAACAGAGCUGUGGGCACAAAAGAGAAAACAUCUCUCUCAAGCAUUUUACAAGGAUAAGAUCAAAGUUAUGCUUAAGUCUGCCAUUUCAGUAACUAAUAAGAGAGUUUAAGAGUGGAAAAAAAUAUCAACCUCUGAAAACCCCAUCAUUGUAUUGAAUAAGCAAGUUUAAGAACUAAUUGAUGACGUCGUUCAAGUAUGUGUAUUUGGAUAAUCAGUACUAAAAAAGGAAAUAGCUUAUACUGAAUAUGGGUAAGCUGAAAAUCGAUCUAUAGGUAAGUUUCUGAGAUUCCUGACACAGAAUAUAUUCCUGAGAUAUGGGGGAAUCAGAUAAAUGACAGAUUGGUUCGAUUACCUACCAGUUACUAGAUAUGAAGCUGAGGUUUUUAAAAAUGCCAGGCAUUUUAGAGUCUUCGUUUAAAAGCUUAUUGAUGAAAGAAGAGCUGAGAUGAAGAAUCCAAAUUGGUAGUCAUAGGGUGAUUUCCUAACGCUCAUGUUGCAAGAUGAGUUCUUUAACUCUGAUGAGAUGAUUAUUGAUGAAUGUAAUUCAUUCAUGAUAGCAGCUAAUAUUACAACAUCCAUCACACUAACUAAUGCCCUGUUUUACCUGAUCAAGCAUCCUAAUAUUUUGCAAAGAGUGAGAGAGGAGUGCAUUAAAGAUUUAGAUGUGAAAGAGGGACUUAAGAAUUUGAGUGAUGAGAAAUGGGGUGAUUUACUUACUUACGAAGGUAUCAGUUCGUGUAAUUAUCUGCAGUAUUGUAUAUUGGAGACACUAAGAAUAGAUCCACCAGCUAGAGUGACUAGUCCUCAUUGCUUUACUGAGACUAUUGAUGUUUGUGGAAAGGUUAUAAAGGCUGACACUUAAUGGCAUGUUGACAUUUAGUAUUUGCAUCAUAACCCUAAAGAAUGGAUAGAUCAUGAAGAGUUUAUUCCAGAGAGAUUUGAUCCAAGCAGUAAGUAUUAUUUAACUCCCACUGGGAGUAAAAGACAUCCAAUGUCUUUUGGACCUUUCUUAGGCGGAAAAAGAAUAUGCUUAGGCAAAACUUUUGCUGAAAGUAUUCUAAAAUGUAUCUUACCAGUUAUCUUCAACCAAGUUGAUUUCGAAUUCGAAGAUAAAGAACUACUUAAAAGAAAACCAAUUAAUACAUUUUUGCAGGAAGAGCCAUCUUAUCUAGUAAGGUUAAAGUAGCUUGCUUGA